AUGGCGGUCGAUACGCCCAGGCUGGAGGGGAUCAAUGGUGUAAUCAAUUCAGUCCACCAUCCGGCGCUCGAUGCCUCUUGUGCUCAAUGCCUCCUGCCCUCGACUCGAGUCGAGUCAGUCCGGCCUGGCUGGCGGCCCUCGAAGCCGUCGGAGCGGGUGCACGAGGCGAACGGGUGGGCAACAAACGGGGCGAUUGUGAAAUCCGCGCGCACGAAGCGGGCCGAAAGGGGAACUGGCACAAUCGGCACAAUUAUCACAGCUGGCACAACCGACACAACCAACACACACUCGGCACACAGACGACACAGACGAGACAAACGGCACAACUCAGCGCCACGAGCCGACGGAGGCAGGAUGGCAUCAAGAGAAAAACGCAAGCACCCAUGCCCGGACUGUGUACACACUCAAUUUAGACUGACUGAUUGA
Messenger RNA from Protopolystoma xenopodis, 426 nucleotides. Lineage: Eukaryota; Metazoa; Platyhelminthes; Monogenea; Polystomatidea; Polystomatidae. The record is from the annotation of a GenBank genome assembly.